Phycodurus eques (leafy seadragon) is the source of this 2933-nucleotide messenger RNA. It is a transcript of the gene mrtfbb, whose product is annotated as myocardin related transcription factor Bb. Bases 106 to 2247 code for a protein of 713 amino acids. The transcript is spliced from 12 exons. Gene Ontology annotation, biological process: smooth muscle cell differentiation. The record is from RefSeq and is a predicted model, not a curated record. Lineage: Eukaryota; Metazoa; Chordata; Actinopteri; Syngnathiformes; Syngnathidae.
CUGAGCCACAGAGGAGGGGUCGCCACGAGCCCCAGCUGUCGUCAGCUCAGACAGAGCUGAGUCUCGUCUAUCCCCGACAGCCGCCGCUGCAGACGCCGCCGCUCCAUGGGACUCCAGAGCUGGCCCCCCAGCACAGCACCCUCCAUGAUGGCCUGCCUCCAUGUGGAGACCCCCUCCAUCUGCACGGGCAAAUUCAAAUCAGCCCUUCAGCUCCGCCUGCAGCACAGACGAAGUCGAGAGCAACUUGUGGAGCAAGGCAUCAUGCCCCCUCUGAAAGCCCCUGCCGCCUUCCAUGAGCGCAUUUGCAGUCUGGAGAGAGCGAGGACAGGGAACUUACUGAAGCACAAGCUUUCCCGCAGACCCGCUCGCUCCGAGCUGGUCCGCAUGCACAUCCUAAAAGAGGGCGAGGCCGACGCUUCCGUGCAGGCCGCUCAGAUGAAGCUGAAGAGGGCGCGGCUGGCCGACGACCUCAGCCAGAAGAUCUCCAGCAGGCCUGGACCCAUGGAGCUGGUGGAGAAGAACAUCCUGCCCGUGGACACCGGUGUCAACAAGGGCCAUGACGGUGAUAGUCCAGACCCUCGCGAGCCAGCAGAUGUGUACACUUUCACUGAGGACAACAGUGACGCUUUAUCGCCGGACCCAUGUCGCCGAACGUCUCCGAGCACCGGCUCGGCCUCGCCGAUUCCGACCGACGUGUCUCUUCCCUGUUCCAGCUCCUCCGUGCAGCAGAUCUCGCCAAAGCCGCCGGGCGAGAAAACCCGCAGCAGCAAAAAGAGCCGAGAGGCCAAGCCGAGGAUACGCAAGUUAAAGUAUCAUCAGUACAUCCCCCCGGACCACCACAAGCACGAGUUUAAGCCUUUGCCGGCAGCGGUGGCGGCGGCGGCGCACGUGGACGCCGCUUAUGUGCGCAUCCUGCAGCAGCAGCAGCAUUUUCUGCAGCUGCAGAUCCUUAGCCAGCAGCACUUCGGCCACCAGCAGGCAGCGCUCAAUUCAACAGGCGAGUUCCAAACCAGCUGCUCCGCCAAGGUUUCGAAUGAAAACUGCAAGCCGAAUCAGUUACCGGCCAACGUGGACGAGAUGAAGGUGGCUGAGCUGAAAGUGGAGCUCAAACUGCGCUCACUUCCCGUCUCUGGAACCAAGAUGGAUCUGAUCGAGCGACUAAAGUUGUAUCACGAAAGCUUCGCCGGCGUGGAGACGAAAGCUCCCGAAAACACCCCACCGGUGUCCCCCAAAGUGUCCGUCUCGGAGGACAACGGCGGGGCGGACGGUCCCGCGGCGGCCUCUCCGGACGAGAGCGGGUCCCGUGAAAAAGACCGGCGUCUCUACGAGAAGGAGCGUCAGAUCGAGGAGCUGAAGAGGAGGCUGGAGCGCGAGCAGAGGCUGGUGGAGCAGCUCAAGCUGCAGCUGGAGGUGGAGAAGAGGAGCCAGCAGCCGGGAGAGUCCUCACCACCCGGCCUCGGUCCUCUUCCUCCCCUGGAGGAGGAACGCGUGGAGGUCGGAACCGAGGAGGACACGGAGCGGAGCCUCGUAACACCGCCUGCCUCGGCGCUCGCAAUGCAACCGCAUCACGGCGGCGUCAAAUUGCAGCCGGCAAAAAUAGACGACUCAGCACCUCUGAGCAAGACGUGCACAGGAGAGAGGACGGCACAAAGCGUACUCGGGCCGUUCCCGUCAAGCGUCACUAAAUCACCCGUGUGUGAGGUAGAACAUGUUCACGUCUGCUUUGUCAAGCGUGCAGAUCAUCUUCUUCGUUUACUCUGCCAGACCAUCCAUCACGGUCAUCCUCCUCCAGCCUUCGUGCCGCCGCCGCUGCGCAAAUGUAAAAACCUCCGAGAGCCUCCUCGCUAUGAAGAUGCCGUCAAACACACGCGCAUGCUGCCUGCUAUACAGGGCUUGUGUGCUGCGAGUCAGCAGAUGGAUGACCUGUUCGACAUCCUCAUUGAAAGCGGUGAGAUGUCUCCCUUCCUCAAACCCGACCCUCCUGACCCCAACAAGCGAGUGCCCGUCACGCCCAGCGUCACCCUCCUGCCCGUCAACACGGUCCUGUCGCGCCCUCCGCCCCGCGUCCAGGUCGCACACAUGCCCGCCGAGGAGCUUCCUUUACCCCUGGUCGCCAUGGAUAUGGAUCUGGACGACGAUGUGGACGCGGACUCCGACCUCCACGCCAUGGACUGGCUGGACCUGAGCGUAUCGGCAGGCGAGGGCGUCUUCUCCACAGACUUCCUGGACACUUACCAGCUGCUCUAGGGGACCGCCGCACCUGACGCGUAAACUUCCUGUGAGGAAAGAUUCCAGCGGCGGGACUUUAAAGCUGCUGGGAGGUUCUAAACCCUUUGGUUUCGAAGACCAACUGACACACUAGACAAAAAGUCAGCAGAUUUUGAUGUUUGGCAAAGGUUAUGUGGCUUCUGUGACUCUGUAAGCUCAGUGGCCACGUACUCUCAGAAAACAGAACGUAAGGGUGCAAACAGGAUAUUCUCAGCAGGUUGCAACAGAGAGACUGGAAGUGUCACAGAAAGGCACAGGGAAUACUGAACCGUUGCAUGUUUAAAGGGAAAAUUAAGAUUAUUGUGCAUUUUAUGGUCAUCCUGAAAUGUCACCUGAAAGCCAAAUUUAUAUAUUUGGACAUACUGGUUAGUUCAGGGGCUUCUUGUGUUGAUGACACUACUAAAGCAGCGCCGAUGCAAAAUAAAUAAAUAAAUAAAUACAGUUGUACUGCGACGCCACCUUUUGGUCAUUUCCGGAGUUGAUCAGCUUGGACACACCAGCUGGAAUGACAAAGUAUUUACUAUACUAGUACAAGUCGACAUAUUGUCAUGCAUAAUUUAUAUAUGCCCUUUGUGUUACUCGUGUUUUUGUUCACUUUUAUAUGAAUGAAUUGUCAGCGGCAUAAUUUCCCACAUUUUACUUGCCAUUAAAGUAUACAUGACUCA